This is a messenger RNA of Aspergillus caelatus, 1248 nucleotides long. Its product is annotated as major facilitator superfamily domain-containing protein. Gene Ontology annotation, biological process: transmembrane transport. Gene Ontology annotation, molecular function: transmembrane transporter activity. The coding region runs from base 1 to 1248 and encodes 415 amino acids. The transcript has 2 exons. Lineage: Eukaryota; Fungi; Ascomycota; Eurotiomycetes; Eurotiales; Aspergillaceae. Gene Ontology annotation, cellular component: fungal-type vacuole membrane. The record is from RefSeq and is a predicted model, not a curated record.
AUGGACCAACUUGAGCUUGUACCCUCUCAUCCCGCCUGGUCCUACCCAGAAGGUGGGCUUGAGGCCAACCUCGUCGUUCUCGGCAGCUUUAGCUCCAUCAUGGGUGGCCUGGGUUUGAUGAAUAGUAUCGGCAUCUACCAGGCAUGGAUCUCAACGCACCAACUAUCCCACCUUGGUGAAAGCCAAAUAAGCUGGAUCUUUGGCAUAUACAACUUCCUCGUCUUCUUUUGUGGCAUCCAGAUUGGCCCGGUCUUUGACGCCAAAGGGCCCCGUCUCCUUAUGCUCACGGGCUCGAUCCUCCUCAUUCUCACCCUUGUCCUGGUAGGAUUCUGUCAAGAGUACUGGCACUUCCUAGUGGUAAUAGGUAUCAUCGGUGGAGUCGGAACGUCAUUCAUCUUUAUUGUUCCUGUUGCGACUAUUGGCCACUUCUUCAGUGUUCGCCGAGGUGGUGCAACUGGCUUGGCCAUGUCUGGCGGGAGCAUCGGCGGCGUGAUCUUUCCAUUGGUCUUGGAGUACCUAGGGCCGCGUAUCGGAUUCGCCUGGGCAACAAGGGUGAUCGCGCUCAUUACCCUUAUUCUCCUAAUCCCGGGAUGUCUCUUACUAAAAGCUCGUCUUCCGCCGAAGUCGUCCACCGCCACCUCCCUGCUGCCCGAUCUUAGAAUCCUAAAGGACCCAGCCCUAGCCCUCACCACCUUGGGUGCCUUCUUCAUCGAAUGGGGAUUCUUCAUCCCUCUCGAAUAUAUCACCUCAUACUCCCUGACCUACGGGAUCUCCAGCCGCUUAGCUUAUCUAAUGGUAGUGUUCCUCAACGCCGGCUCAUUCCCUGGUCGCUGGCUACCGGGCAUCCUGGCCGACCGGAUUGGCCGGUUCGAGAUGUUGACCUUGACAAAUAUCUUCUGUCUCAUCGCAGUGCUAGGAAUCUGGAUGCCGGCGAAUGGAAACGUCGUUGCGACGGUUAUAUUUUCCGUGGCGUUUGGAAUUGGGUCGGGAAGUAAUAUUAGCCUCGUUCCAGUUUGCGUCGGCGAACUAUGUCCCACCGAACAAUACGGACGGUUUUAUACCACUGUCUAUACGAUUGUAAGCUUAGGGGCAUUGACUGGAGUUCCUAUCGCAGGUGAAAUCAUUCAUCGUUGUCAUGGGGAGUACUGGGGAUUGAUCGCGUUCGCUGGGUGUGCUUACGCUGCUGGCUUGAUAUGUUUUGUCGGCGUGUUAGUGUUGAAGCGGAAGAGGGUAAAAAGUACUGUUUAA